Messenger RNA from Salarias fasciatus (jewelled blenny), 1689 nucleotides. Its product is annotated as zona pellucida sperm-binding protein 3-like. The record is from RefSeq and is a predicted model, not a curated record. The transcript is spliced from 14 exons. Gene Ontology annotation, molecular function: acrosin binding. Gene Ontology annotation, cellular component: extracellular matrix. NCBI's taxonomy places the organism in Eukaryota, Metazoa, Chordata, Actinopteri, Blenniiformes, Blenniidae. Gene Ontology annotation, biological process: positive regulation of acrosome reaction; egg coat formation; binding of sperm to zona pellucida. The coding region runs from base 1 to 1689 and encodes 562 amino acids.
AUGACGAGGGGAGAGCCGCAGGACCAGUUCAGCCUGAGCGCCAAUGAGACCCUGAACCAAACCUCGCCGCGGCAAGUGACGCCGAGCUCCCAGCCGAAGGCGGCGGAUCGUCAGUCCAAGCACAUGGAGCCGGGCGCUCCUCCGGUCAGACACCGGCUCAGGAGCUACCAGCUCAGGAGCAAACACUCUCCGCCUGCCGAGGAGACGAGUUCACCAAGCCUGCAGAGGUCAGAGGGUGAGGUGGAGCAGAGGGAACCAGGAAGUCUGCUGCGUCCAGGCCCAGAGCUGAACCCACUUCCUGAUCCCCCAUCGAAGGUGCAGCUGGAGUUUGAGCAGCGGGUGCCGGUGCCAGCUGACAGCGUGUCGGUGCACUGCGGUGAAGGAAAGGUCACGGUAGAAGUCAAACAGAACUUCCUCGGGAACGGGCAGCUGAUCCAUCCCACCGAUCUGACGCUGGGAGGCUGCCCUGCAGCGGACACCACCGCCCACGUCCUGCAGUUCCAGACAGAAUUACACGGCUGUGGCAGCACCAUGACAAUGACUGAAGAAGCUCUCGUCUACACGUUUACUCUGACGUACUCUCCAACACCCAUUAGAAACACCUUCAUUCUGAAGACCAACCCUGUUAAGGUGGGAGUGCAAUGCAGCUAUCAAAGGAGGCACCGUGUGAGCAGCGGUGGCACGAGGCCUGCCUGGAAUCAGCUCUCCUCCGCCACGCGAGCCGAGCAGCAGCUGCACUUCUCCCUGCGUCUCAUGACAGAGGACUGGCAGUCGCAGAGGCCUUCCAGUGUUUACUUCCUGAGUGACGUGAUGCACGUGGAGGCCUCGGUCCUCCAGAGUCACCACGUUCCUCUGAGGAUCUACGUGGACAGCUGCGUGGCCACGACGAGCCCCAGUCCCUAUUCUCAACCCCAGUACUCCUUCAUCGGGAACCACGGGUGCUUCGCCGACGCUAAGCUGACAGGAGCCAAGUCUUACUUCCUGCCGCGGGGCCAGGAGGAUAAACUGCAGUUCCAGCUGAAAGCCUUCAAGUUCUUCUCAGAUGACAAGUAUUCACUCUACAUCACCUGUCGGCUGAAAGCGUCGAAGGUCUCCGUUCCCAUCGAUCCGCAACACAAAGCCUGUUCAUACUUGACUGAAGCCAAAAGAUGGGUGGCAUCAGGUGGAGACAACGAGGUGUGUAGCUGCUGCGAGAGCAGCUGCAGGGAGCCCAGACUGAAGAGGAGCCUCGCAGACGACGAUCCUCGGUGGGGGGGGGCGGCGGCUCUGGGCCCCGUCCUCCUGGAGGAGACGGAGCCGACGGAGAAGCUCCGGACGCGGGAAGCUGUCUCGGACCGGCCGGCGGCCCUGCCGGGUGGGGCGGGGGCGGCGGACCGGCCGGCGGCCCUGCUGGGUGGGGCGGGGGCGGCGCUGGCUCUGCUGCUGUCGGUUGUGGCGGCGGCGGCUGUAAUCUGCUGCAGGACACACAAGCCUCCGGGGAUGAUGAUCGUCCUCAUCAUCGCGCCGCAGAUCGCCGCCCACCCACAGAUGUCUAACGGUUAUGGCGGCACGGGCCCAAGUCGACCGGCAAAACCGGCGCGGAGUCCUGAAUCAGCCGUUCCCGACAGGAUGUGCGACCCCGAGGAAUUAAAGGUCACGCUCUGCAGGACGGACGUGCUGAACGCCGGAAUCCGUAAAGGAGAGGUGUGA